This is a messenger RNA of Brachypodium distachyon (stiff brome), 2211 nucleotides long. Its product is annotated as CDP-diacylglycerol--serine O-phosphatidyltransferase 1. The transcript has 13 exons. The record is from RefSeq and is a predicted model, not a curated record. Gene Ontology annotation, biological process: phosphatidylserine biosynthetic process. The coding region runs from base 243 to 1520 and encodes 425 amino acids. NCBI's taxonomy places the organism in Eukaryota, Viridiplantae, Streptophyta, Magnoliopsida, Poales, Poaceae. Gene Ontology annotation, molecular function: L-serine-phosphatidylethanolamine phosphatidyltransferase activity.
UCCAGUCUUUGGCGUGCGUUUCUUUCCUCUUCCUUGAGAGUCCAGAGUCCUCAAGACCUACCAACCCAACCCAGGGGCGGGGCGGCCUAUAAAUUUCUCCUCUAGUCCGCCACCGUGUGCCCUACAGCCCUCCUCUCCCUCUCCCUUCCCCCGCAGCGUCGCCGCCGUCCCUGUUCCGUCCGAAGUCGCCGGCUUUGGCCAUUGGAGGUUUCUGAGAUAGUAAAUUUCCAAGGUUAUUUGCCAUGGAGGCCAAUGGUCAUCACAAACCAAGAAGAGAAUUCAUUGGCCGAGAGUGCAAUGGUGUAAAACCACCCAAUAAUUUUGGUGAAGUUGAUCCAUGGACAGCAUGGGCAUACAGACCACGGACCAUCUCAUUGUUACUGAUGGGAACCUGCUUCUUAAUUUGGGCAAGUGGUGCUCUAAAUCCAGAAGGAAGCUUCUCUGCUGAUCGUGUCUCAUCUGUAAAAAGGGGUGUCUUUGCGAUGAUUGCUGUUUUUUUGGCUUACUCUUUUCUUCAGGCACCUUCAACUGUGCUCAUCAGACCACAUCCGGCAAUUUGGCGGCUGGUCCAUGGGAUGGCAGUUGUUUACCUUGUAGCUCUUACUUUUUUGCUUUUUCAGACACGUGAUGAUGCUAGGCAAUUUAUGAAGUAUCUUCACCCUGAUCUUGGUGUUGAAUUACCUGAAAGAUCUUAUGGAACUGACUGCCGUCUAUAUGUACCUGAUCAUCCAAAAAGCAGGUUUAACAAUGUUUAUGAGAUCCUUUUUGACGAGUUUGUUAUUGCCCAUAUCCUUGGAUGGUGGGGAAAGGCUAUAAUGAUACGAAACCAACCACUUUUAUGGGUGUUAUCAAUUGGCUUUGAGUUAAUGGAGCUCACUUUUCGUCAUAUGUUGCCAAAUUUUAACGAAUGCUGGUGGGAUAGCAUUGUCCUAGACAUAUUAAUCUGCAAUUGGUUUGGUAUCUGGGCUGGAAUGAAGACCGUGAGAUACUUCGAUGGGAGGACAUAUGAAUGGGUUGGCUUGAGUCGACAGCCCAAUAUUAUCAGUAAGGUGAAAAGGACACUGGGUCAGUUUACACCAGCACAAUGGGACAAAGAUGAGUGGUACCCUCUGCUUGGCCCUUGGAGAUUCAUCCAAGUGCUAAGCCUGUGUGUAAUUUUCAUGACCAUUGAACUCAACACAUUCUUUCUUAAAUUCUGCCUUUGGAUUCCUCCCCGGAAUCCCUUGAUUGUAUACCGACUGGUCCUUUGGUGGUUGAUUGCAAUACCAACCAUCCGCGAGUACAAUACAUACUUGCAAGACAGCAAACCUGUUAAAAAGGUGGGGUCUUUCUGUUGGCUUUCGCUGGCUAUAUGCAUUGUAGAGCUUCUGAUCUGCAUAAAGUUCGGGCAUGGUCUCUUCCCAAAAUCAAUGCCGACGUGGCUGACAGUAUUCUGGACGACGGUGGCCACGUUUCUCACGAUGUUCCUUCUUGUGUGGACAUGGAAACUUUACCGAACAAUGAUAAGGAAAAGGUUGUGAUUGCGACCGCCUGUCCUUUCAUUGGCCCAUUCUUUUCUCACCCAUUCAAUAUUUGCCAUGUAAAUAUUUAUUCAAAUUCUGUACAUGUAACAUUAGCCAUAAGAAAUUCCAUGCCGAUCCACCAAGCAAAAUAAAGCUUCCCCCCUUCCCUUCCAGUGAUGUACCCUGUCUGUCAAUCAAACUCUGAAACUCCUCCCUUCUAGAAACCUACUCCAAUUCAUGAAAAAGCAAUGAGAUAAGGUUUAUUCUUUUCUAUGAGCUCAUUGUUCUAGGUUCAGGACGCAUGCUGCAUUAUCGAUUUCAUUGUCGGAAAAAAGCAUGAGUUUACUGUUUGGCAAGUCAUCGACUUAUCAGGUGCAUUCAGCUACAGAUGGUAUGCGGCUGUUUGGCAUGUGAUCCAGCUGCAUUAUUUAGUUUCAGUGUAGCAGCAGCUGUAGUGUCCAUUGUUUUGUGUUUGUGUGAGGCCGUGGCUACUGAGUACUGACUGAGCCUGAUUGAUAUUCAGUGAGCCUGAUUGAUAUUCAGUGAUAUAGCUGGGUAAUUCAGGUGUCUACUCACUGUCUAGUGUGGUCAUGGAAGGAAGGCAAGAGGGGGCUACAGGCUACUGCUGUUGCUGUUGCUGCUGUUGAUGGGAUUGUAAGCUUGUAACUGUCGUCUGUAUUCUGCUGAAUCCUAAACGAUUUCAUGUUCA